Spodoptera frugiperda (fall armyworm) is the source of this 3738-nucleotide messenger RNA. RefSeq lists its product as uncharacterized. The transcript has 7 exons. The record is from RefSeq and is a predicted model, not a curated record. Bases 49 to 1338 code for a protein of 429 amino acids. NCBI's taxonomy places the organism in Eukaryota, Metazoa, Arthropoda, Insecta, Lepidoptera, Noctuidae.
UGAUUGUUUAAUUAAUGCUAUGAUUAUAUUACUUACUUACUUUUAAUCAUGACGACGGAAAAAACAGGAAUUUAUCAUUGGAAGUUGGGCGACAUUUCUCUGGCGAGAGUUUGCAAAAAAGUUUAUUCGAAUGUGCAAGUUGUGAAGGACGAGCGUGGAUUGUUUUAUGACGACAAAGUUCUAGGCAUAUCAGCUAAUGAAGAUGGAUCUCUUGAAGUGACAGAGGAGCUGUGCUACUAUGUGGAGACCUGUAACACCAAGAACAGGUUCUGGUUGCCAUACACCUGCAUGUUCCUGGCUGAGAGGUCCAGACCUUUCUAUGGACCUGCCCAUAAGGCUCCGAAGAUCUCACCUCCAAAAACUGCUACAGUUCCUAGAAAGAGAAAAAUUAAAGAAGAUCUAACAGUACCAUUGAACGUAAAACUCAACAAGAAGGAACCAGACCUCAACGUAACCUAUGACAUCACACACACUCCGUUAAAACAGGGGCGAUACGAGAAUGCAUUCAAAGAAUUUAUACGGAGAGGAAAGGAACUUCUGUUUGACGAAUACUAUGAGUAUUUACAAAGAGACGUUGACACAAAUAAAGAUUGCUUAGAUUAUUUAAUGAAUGUUGAUGCAAGUACGGAGGAUAAGUUUGAGAUGGUGAUUAAAGCUUCGGUUACGGAGAAGGAGAUUGAGAACUAUCUGCGUCAGUGCUGGAGAUAUAACUUUGUUCACAAACAGAUGAAUAUGUUGGAUCGGAGUAAUGAUGCUUCGGACAGCUCGAACUCGUCAUCACCAACAAAGCCAGUGAUCACAUUACAUACUCCGUGGUGCCUGGUCUGCGGGAAGGGCGACCGUCUGCGAGACUGCCCCAACUGUCCAUCCGCCUUCCACCUCGCUUGCAGGAGAGAGUGGCUGGUCACUAUCAUACAUCGCAAGAAUCCUCCAAAGAAGCCGUCUAAGCCGGUGACUCUGGUGGAGAAGAUACUGUCCAGUACCCGCACUAUAUGCAGCGUGAAGAAGGAGAAGGAGAACACGGAGCUCUGUCCCAGCUGCAUGUGGGGACCGCGCGUGGGUUACGACGACGUAGUGUGGCACAAGCUGGGCCCGUGUCCGUGGUGGCCGGCGCGGGUGCUCACUCCGGGCGCCACGCCGUCCUGUCUGCUCGCCAGGAACCAUUCGCCGCAUCAUUGGCCGCUCAAGUACUAUGGUACCCUAAACCACGCUUGGGGAGAGACGUCCCGCAUGAGUCUGUUCCUACCGGCGCAUGCGCAGACCACGCCCCGCGACGAAAUGCUCGCCAAAGCUAUGUUAGACGCCUGCGACGAUUACAUCUCUGUAUACCUCACUUAGGUAAGGAGGGGUGAAGGUAACGAUCACAAUCAUGUUAAGUAUUCAUACUAGUUAUUUUGUUUUAUUUUUGUUGACUAUUUUAUUAGGAUUUUACAAAAAAAAGGUUAAAUUCAUUAUUAUGUUAUUGGCUUACUCGUGUAACUGUUUGACGAGGAACUCGACUAGUUUCAUGAAUAUGAGCCUCUAGCAUGUCUUGAAACUAGUAGAGUUCCUCGUCAAACAGUUACGUGAGUAAGCCGUUAACAUAAUAAUUAAUUUAGUAUGUCUCACGAAAGUUAAAAUAAGGUUUAAUGUUGAAAAUAUUGUGAUCUCAUUUUUUAUUAUAGUUUUAGCUACUUUCGUUGUGCAAUAAAAUUAGGACCUGUAGCGUCAUUAAUAAAAUGACUAAGUAAGAUAAUCAUUGAAAUAGAAUUUAUAAAUCAGCUUUAAAAUAAUUGUUAGCUAUAUAUGUUAAACAAAUGUUGCUUAAUUUUAAUUAAAAUUGUGAAGUACCAAGUGGUAUUUGUAAAUAUACAUAUUACCUAGGGUAAAUAGGUACCUAAAUACCUAGAUAUUUUUUUACUACAUAAAUGUAUCUCUCAUACAUUGGUUCGUAUAUGUUCAGCUGCUAGUUUCGAUCGGACUAGCCUGUUUCGCAGGAGAUAUUAUAUUGCCACAACUGCCAGAAAACACUAAUAAUUAAAAUAUAUUCUAUACCCUUCUGUGAUUUGGUAAGAAGAUACUUCCUCGUAAGAGACUAGAUGCAGAAUUCUCAAGUUAAAUUGUUGGUAAAUAAAACUUAUCAUUAGUAGUUUGUGAUUAGACCAGUGUUAUUUUUUGGUUUGAUGUCGGUUUUUCAUUUUUAAUGUCUCAUCGGAUUAUAUGGGUGUUUUUCCACCAGAUAUGUGCUAUAUAGCUAUGCUACAAAGAUAUACUACGAGCUAAGCUGUGAAACGAUGUGACCGUUUUCACUAAUACUAAGCUAUGUAACUGUGCGAGGAAGAUGCACAGUGCGAGUAUGCAUUGUCCUUUCCAUAUAAAAACAUAGUUUAGCUGAGUCUGUUUCGCCAGUGCCAAGUCAAAAAUGUCUACCAAUGAAUAUGAUUGAUGAAAGCCAAACGCAUCCACAGCAACGUAGCCUAGCACAUCUCUGAUGGAAAAACCCCCUAAUGGGUGCAGAGAGCGAAUCAUUUUUGGCACGCAUACUUGUACAUUAUAAUAUCUCCUGCAUUUUUAUACUUAAUAGCUAUUAAUAGUUAAUUAUAAUUAAUAUCUGCAUAAUUAAAUCUAGUUUGCAUAUUACACGCGUCACAUGCUUACAUGUGACUUAAUUUCUUACCAAAUCAUCGAGGUAUCAUCAAAAUUUUAUUUCUAUCCAAUUUACUUAUCACUAAAUCGAAAUCCGAUAUACAAAAUUAUGACGUCAAAAUAAGAUUAUGUACAUGCGAAAACCGUUUAAAAAACGAUCCAUCAUAUUUGGACAGCGGCUUAAGAUGUUCGUGAUAACUCACUUAUAAUUUAUACGUGACAUAAAAACUAAUGAAUACCUAUAAAUUCAUUAUACACGGUGUAACAAAAAGGGGGUACACAUAUCAAGUGCACGGUUUCUAGAUAACAUAACAAACGAUACGGGAAGGGUUUUUUCAACUCAUGUUUUCAUGGAACGAAGUUAUGAAUUUUUUCAAUACAUAAAAUUUCAGAAACCGAACAUCAAAAUUAGGUAGAUACCUACAGGUACUAGGCGAUCAGAUUUAUACAGAAGAAAUGUUUCGUAAUUAGCGAGUGACCCCUGUAGUGUUGUGAUACGUUUGCUUGUAUGAUUUAAAAUCAAGAACCAUGCGACACCAAGUAUUUGGUACCAAUUUUUUUUAACGUAUUUUGAGCUGAAACUUUGUGUAGAGAUUUUAUUCAACCUGUAUUCUUCAUGUAUAUGUUAUUUUGUUACACGCUGUAUAUUAUCUCUUCUUUUUAAGAAAGUGUAUUUUUGUUUUAAUUUUAUCAAUAAAAUUUGUUGGCUAUCUAAAUUGGGUUUUUAUUUUACCUUGCCUGUUUAUCUAUGCGGGUAAAUGAUUCACAAUAUGUAUUUCUUUAUCGUGUAUUUAUGAUAUAACACUAAAUUGUUUUAGUGGACAAAUGCUACGUGGUUUUUGACACGGUGAAUGACGAUUAUAAAUACAUGGGCGUGGUAAUUUGGGUCUUAGGGCUCUUUAUAUGUUAGCUAUACUGACGAUUAUUGACGAAAGUGGUACGUUAGGUACUCUUUGAGUGCGAAUCCUUGACCGUUUUUAGGCCAAUUAGGGCGUUUUUCCACCAGAUAUGUGUUAUGUAGCUAUGCUACGAAGAUGUACCUAAUAGCUACAAGGAAGCUGUGAAACUAUGUGACCGUUUCCACCAAUUCGAGUAAGAUGUGCCGCCGCAAAG